AUGGCGGAAGCUGUUGCUGCUGGAUACAUCGACGUUUUCCUGUAUAUUCCCGAACUUGAGCUGGGCAUCGUCAAGUCUGAUGCUCUUGUUCAUGCGGUGGAGAAUGGCAACCCGUUGCUGCUGAAGACGCUUCUCCACGCCGUCCACAAUGCGCCCGUGCGCCCAGAAGUCAAAAAGCAGAAGCUGAUCGACGCACUUGUUCGUGCCAUUCUUAUCCGAGACGGCGAAAUUGCGCAGCAGCUUCAUGAGGAUUCUCUGCUUGAUUGGGAUUGCUUUGAGACGAUCGUCUCCGGCGAGAACAAGAUGACGGUUUGCCAGUGGGCCCAAUGGCUGACCGACGACCUCGAAAAGAAAGAGAAGUCCGUCCCCGACUGGCUGAAUUUCAAGAAACCCGGCGUCGCUGCCCCUGAAGCC
Mesorhabditis spiculigera is the source of this 414-nucleotide messenger RNA. The record is from the annotation of a GenBank genome assembly. Lineage: Eukaryota; Metazoa; Nematoda; Chromadorea; Rhabditida; Rhabditidae.